ACUGCACCCCAGUACUCUACUUGUCCGGGCAUACAUGCUCUCGCACUCAAACACUGAACCUCCUUUGCCCGUCCCACUGUAUGAGUACUCGCGCUCAGUACCUCACAAUGCUCGAACACUGGCCCUUACCCACUCAGAUUUGAUAAGGUUACUAAUUAAAUCGCCCGCAUCUCACAAUCGCCAGGGCCCCAUGGCCGGGCUUCACCAUCAAAAACCCAAUGCGCGACGGCCCCCCGUUUCACCCCCCAGCGUGAUUCCCUCAGAAAACUCCAGCACCACCUCCCCUUCGGUGCUCAAGGAAUCCGCCUUCCCACCGUUGAGCCAGGGCCGCUCGGUGCCUCCGCUAGAAGGAAAGUGUACUUGUAGAGUACAUUGAUACUGCUAUGUCAUCCAUCGUCCUCUACAAUCUACGGUACACAUUUUCCCCCAGAAACCCUCUUCAACCUAACCAUAGCCCAUCCGGAUAAUGCCAUGGGACUCGCAACUCUACAUCUAGUUCAAUCUAGAAGACGGUCCGAAUGCCCGGAUUGCCUUGGGCUACCUCUGCUCCUGCACACUGGUGCGGGGGAACCUAUCAUGCCCGCAAGCUAUUGUCUCCCUUGGCAGGAGUGGGAACAUCCAACGCCAACCAAUCCGGCCUGCUGAGCAUGAGAUCUGUAGAGUUUCAACUGGGCCGGCAUUGAUGUCGCAGUUGUCGCUUUACCGGGCCCGCUGCCUAACGAUGGAGGGAGGACUCAUUGACUUGAUUUGGCCGGCACAAGUAUAUUUUCUGUCUCUGUUACUUUUUUUUUUCACUCCAUCUUUUCCUCUCUUUCUUUUCCCAUCCCCCCUUGUUUUUUCACGCCGUUGGGUUGGCGUUUCUGUCCCUACCCUCUUUCCUUACUGCCCUGUCUCUCCCUCCUAGACUCGUGGUGGUCCUUCCUCCUUCCUGCUGGUGUAGAUUGGGUUCAUGGGCUAUCAUAGCUGGAUUAUUUAUUUCGUAGACCUCCACUUCUCCUUUACCCUUUGCCCUGUUCUCCAGACACCCAUCCAUCCUUACCUCUCCCUUUCCCAGCUUUCAUAACGCUAGCCGUUACCACCCAAAGAUUCAGCCAUGCACGCCAUCUACCACCCGUCACGUCGGAAGCGCGUGGUGCUAUUCCGUCUGCUGGUCAUUGGGAAUUUCCUCCUUCCUCAGGCGACCUGCCAAUUCAUGUUUCCGGCCCCACCAGCUGCUACGGCCAUCUUUACGACCCAGGCUCAGUGCAGGGCGUUCUAUAGCGAAUGUAUGGAUACCUUUAGGGCUUGCUUGGGGGUUACGGGUCCGAAUAACUUGAUCGAGUCGACUUGCGAAGAGUGGAGGAGUGAGGUUUGCGAGGACAUGAUCAGGAUGGGAUGUGAUAGCUUGCCGAACGAGAGGCAGACGGGGAGUGGAGGGACCCUGGGUAGUGGGACUUUGGGGAUGGGGAUGACGAGGUCCAGUGGGACUGUGGGUGAGGUUCGUUUACAAGUGUGUUCCUUAAGAGUGAGGGAAUGAUAGGACCGCUAACCCUCAAAUUAUACAACAGCCCACGAGUUUGAAUACUUGCACGCUCGAGUCGACGUCUGCAAUCUCACCACCUCUAAUGUCAUUCCCGUCGUUAUCGCCGUCUUCCCAACCGCCAUCUUCUUCCCUUUCACCUUCAUUCUCACAAUCAAUCUCACCUCUACCCACUCGAACUAGCGAUCCCACAUCGCCAAUUCUAACUCUCCCAACUCCAACCCCAACUCUAACCUCCCCAUCGCCAACAACCCCACCAAUCAUCCCGCCGACACUCCUUUCCUCCUUCACAACAAUAGUAAUAACCUCGACCGUAACAGCCACCCAAACCUUCACAACAGGAUCUUCAACCUGGACCGCUACAACGACGCGGACAGUGACAGCCACCGAGCGCCGUGGGCUCAACUUGACGGUGAUCUCAAACGACUCGACAAGGCCAUGGUGUCGAACGGGAAUAGGCGUCGGCUUCUUAUUUUUCUGGAGCGUUGUCGGAUGGGCGGGUUGUCUGGCUUAAUUUAGCUCACGAGUGAUUAGUGUCGAUGUUAUCUUCAGGGCUCGGGGUGUAUCGAUUGUCUCCGGCAGAGGUCAUAUUGUUAUUUUUAUUGAUCUUUGAGGCAUCGUAUUCCCCUCUGCGGUCUGAGGUGCCCUUAGUCGACUUUUCGUGGUUGUGAGUGGAGCGGGGGAGUAAAAUAGCGUAUUGGAGGGAGGCCCCUACUGCGCCAACGUGGCAUCAAAGGUUGGCCAACAGCCACCGGGCGUUUUACUCUUCGCGUGUUCUCCUUGUGUUAUGCUCGUGCAGUACGGGCUUCCUCGCCGGACAACCUACCAACCCCUGGGGGUAGGUAAAAUACGUGUACUAUGAUAAUAUUAUACCGUGUUUUUCGUCCUAAAUCUAAUGCAAUGCAUGCAUACCCUAAAAUCUUUACCCAGAAACACGAGCCCUGAAUGCUAAAAUCUGCUCUAGAUAGUAAAAGGACCGGAGCAUAGCUUGAAAAGCUUCACGAUGUGUGCUCACUUUUUCCAAUCGGCUAUCUAGCAGAAAUGAUAUUACCCUCAUUUUAGGCAGUGACUAACUAUUGGACGAAUCGAGGAUUUAUGGCUUCAUAAUGCAUGCAUUCAAAAUCCUUCCCGUUGAACCUGCAAGAAAGGUAUGCUCCUUAGCCACUAUUUUCCUACAUGCAGGAUUGAAUACGGUAAAGUACGUACGUCUUUAAAAAUAAAAUAUCGUGUUUAUACAGUAUCCUACGAGUACAAACACGUAUAAAUAUAAUGCCAAUCCCUACCGGCCCUAGCAUGAUACCAAGUUCGUUCGCCAUGGAGGUGUAUCGCAGUGCUCCCCUCCCGGGACAUCAGUUCCACCCCACUAUGGGUGCUUGAACCCUGGCCCUUGCCGUCCUUAUCUGAUCAUCUGCAGUAUUCUCCACAAUCCGAUAGAAAGCGUCCGGCCAACCAAUACCCCACGCCACUCCCCCUCCUUCUUCCCACAUCUCCCCCCCAUUUAAACAACCCAUCUCCUUUAAUCCAUUCCUCAUCACCCCCACCGUGGAGGAUCGUCUCAAAUGUCUCUGAUGACAUAUCUUGCCCACCGCCGCACUUGGUGAGAAAAGCAUUUGCCUCUGUAGCACUUCUAUCCUCAUACCAUAUCACUCGCUAAUAGCAAACGAUAGUAAAAACAAGAAAGCGGCACGCGAAACUGCAAUCGCAAACCUUCCGCCAAUUUACCACUCCCAGCUCGAGCAGCAUGACCGUGAAAUACUCAACACUCCGGUUGAAGACGCUGCGAGGCUCGUACGCAAAGGGGAAUGGAAACCGAUCGAUAUCCUGAGGGCAUACGGGAAGCAAGCGGUAAACGCCCACGAAAGGACAAAUUGCCUAACGGAAGUUGUAAUCUUGGAUGCGGAGGAGUGGCUGGGACAUUCAUUAGAGAGCGGUGGCGAUGCCAAUAGCAGGGUUAAUCUGAAUGGUCCGCUUGCCGGGAUUCCCGUUAGCUUGAAGGAUACGGUGAAUGUUAAGGGUUAUGAUUCGUGUAUUGGGUAUUCCAAACAUGCGAAUAAUCCGGUAAACCACGAUGCAUCGAUUGUUCGACUAUUGAAAGAUGCGGGGGCUGUGCCGUUCGUAAAGACGAAUGUUCCCGUUACCUUGAUGAGUUUUGAAAGCUCUAAUGAUGUGCCUAUCCGUCCAUCAUUAUUCAAGCGAUGUGUGUGGGGGCUGAUCAAGUGCAGGUAUGGGGAACUACAGAAAACCCACAUGUCAGAGGGUACUCGCCUGGCGGGUCCAGCGGCGGGGAGGCAGCGCUGAUAGCAUUAGGCGGGAGCAGAAUCGGUGUGGGCACAGAUGUCGCGGGGAGCGUACGGGUACCCGCACAUUACUCGGGUGUCUAUGCUAUCCGUUGCUCCGUCGGGAGGUUCCCAAGAUCUGGGAAUGCGACAUCGAUGGCCGGACAGGAAGGCGUUACGGCGGUUUACUCUCCUAUGGCCAAGACAAUGGAGGAUCUGAGCUUCUUUUUGAAGACGGUUAUCGACAUGAAGCCCUGGACCUACGAUUACCACGUUAUCCCCCUUCCAUGGCGCGACGUGCGCGACGAGAUGGGGGGCAAGAGGGUUCGCUGGGGAGUGCUGCGAGACGACGGGAUUGUUACUCCAAGCCCUGCUUGCAAUCGCGCAUUAGAUAAUGUUAUAAUAGCGCUCAAGUCUCAAGCGCAGGAGGUUGUCGAACUGUGAGUCCCUAUUCCCUGCACUACAUUUACGCUGGCUGACAGAGUUAGCGACAAUAACCCCUCCGUCCUUGAAUCCCUGUGCACCGCCUCCCGCCUCCUGUAUUCCGAUGGUGGCUCCACCUUUUCCAGCCACUUCCAAUCCUUCUUCGAAUCCAACGAUUCGGGGAUGCGCCUAGUAUCAAGAUACUUCUCUCUCCCCCGCUGGGUCAAGUUCCUGCACUGGGCUUUUGUAAAGUACCUAAAGCGGGACGAGAUCUGGGCCGCAUUGAUCAAAGACUGGAGUCCAACCUCGUCCGUGGAUCAGUGGAAGCUUGUCUCGAAGAGGGAGAGAAUACGUGCUGAAUGGGAUAAGUUUUGGAGCGAGAAUGAACUGGACUUUAUCGUUUGUGUACCGAAUCCGCUCCCGGCUAUACCACAUGGUGGUGGGAAGAACGCAUUCGUUAAUUGUUCCUACACUUUGAUUUGGAGCCUGGUAUACCUGCCCCCCCCUCCCUAGCCCCGCACCAGCAGAAUUGAUAAAGUGAAUAGAUGGACUACGCUGCUGGCGUCCUCCCGGUAACCAGAGUCGACAAAGAGAAAGACGCUCUAACACCCGGGUUCAAAAUUAAUAGCAAUACCGUUGCGAGGAGUGCUUAUAAGGACUACGACGCAGACAAAAUGCAUGGACUGCCCGUAGGGGUACAGAUUGUGGCGCGCAGGUUCGAGGAGGAGAAGGUGAUUUGGGGGUUGGAGAAGGUGAAGAGUGUUCUUGAGGAUGUUGGCGAGGGGUAUGUUGUCGUUGAGUGUUAGGGUGUGGUAUUGUGAAGCUUGUCAGGCGGGUUAUAGUAUAUAUGUUGCAGAGGUUGCUUUUUAACCUAAGCGUAGGAGGUGUCAAUAUCUGAGGAGGCGUGGGUGGAUAGGAUUGCGCAUAUGAUAUGCAGGCUCGGGGGCGGGGGCUACGAUUCAGAUAUGUUGGGAAGCGAGUGAACAUGCCCUGAUUCCCGCCUGACUGCCCUCCUGUAGGGUCAUCCAAACCUUGGCCGUGGUCUGUUGAAUAAAAAUACAUUUGGACGCGGGGCCGCCGAAACACAAAUAUCUACUGCUGGCAUGAGACCUCCGAUCUUCCGCAAUGAUCGGCUGCCGUAGUAAGCUGUCAUAUCUAUGCCCAACCAAACCCAGCAUCCACCGUACCCCCUUCCGACAUAUGGCCCCCAACUCUCAUAAACUACCCUACCACCGCAGGUCAUCAAAAUCACGUCU
This is a messenger RNA of Tuber aestivum (summer truffle), 5474 nucleotides long. Lineage: Eukaryota; Fungi; Ascomycota; Pezizomycetes; Pezizales; Tuberaceae. The record is from the annotation of a GenBank genome assembly.